Molecule: messenger RNA, 846 nt
Organism: Heterobasidion irregulare TC 32-1
Lineage: Eukaryota; Fungi; Basidiomycota; Agaricomycetes; Russulales; Bondarzewiaceae
Exons: 1
Coding region: 1-846 (281 amino acids)
Source: RefSeq, a predicted model, not a curated record
AUGGACGUGUAUAGGCACUCUCGACCUGAUGGCGCCGAUAAGCAAAGUUCAGCAUUUCAAUAUCCAUUUGGAAACCUGCCCAAACUGGAGUCGCACAUCCAGCCUCACUGGGUCGUCCUCAAUGCUGGCAUGAAGCUGGAUUCAAGAUCACCAUGCGAAAUGGACGCUUUCUACGGGCGCGUCGCCGAUGCCUACGACAUCAGUAGAGAAGUUGCGAAGGAUUUCAUCGAUGAUCUAAUCACUCUUAACAAAAGAUGGAGGUCCGUCACCCCAGCGGAUGAUGCCACGAGCCAGGAGAUGGCGUCAUUCAAAGUUGCGCUACCCCAGGUCACGCUACCCAAGGUUACGCUACCCAAGGUUACGCUACCCAAGGUUGCGCGACCCAAGGCUGCACGACCCAAGGUUGCGCUACCCAAGGUGGCGUCACCCGAGGUUGCGCCACCCAAGGUCGCGUCACCCGAGGUUGCGCCACCCAAGGUCGCGUCACCCGAGGUUGCGCUACCCAAGGUGGCGUCACCCAAGGUGGCGUCACCCGAAGUCGCGUCCCUCCAGGUCGCGCCGCCCCAGGUGGCGUCGCCCGAGGGUGCCUCAACAACCCAGGUUGUGUCACCCGAGGUUGUGGACGUUGUGGAUACUGUCUCUGGCGAGAGCAAAGACUCGAGGUCCAACAAGUCCAGCGGUAGCAAUCGUUUCAUCAAACCCAUGACGACGACGACUUUUCAAGACUAUUUGCAAAAACGUUCUCCAAGCUCUCCCCAUUCGCCCUCUCUACGGAGUCCUGUACGGGAGGUAAAACGCAGCAAGAUCAGCUCUAUCUACAGUGGAAGGAAGCCUAAGAUCACUUAG